Messenger RNA from Postia placenta MAD-698-R-SB12, 243 nucleotides. RefSeq lists its product as hypothetical. The transcript is spliced from 2 exons. NCBI's taxonomy places the organism in Eukaryota, Fungi, Basidiomycota, Agaricomycetes, Polyporales, Adustoporiaceae. The record is from RefSeq and is a predicted model, not a curated record. The annotation marks the transcript as partial.
CCGGAGCCGUCUCCGAAGGACCUGAUCAAGGGGUACACGCUCCAGAACGCGGAGAGCGGGCUCGCGAGCGACUACUCGAAGCGGAAGAACGUCAUCCGGGUGCGGAUGGAGGGGGAGCAGUUUCUUUUGCAGGCGCAGGAUGUUGCUUCCGUCAUUGACUGGAUCGAGAGCAUCCAAGCCGCGACGAACAUCUCGCUCGACCUAGACGAGCGGCCUAUGCCAAAGGGACCCAUGUUCCCCAGG